Stegodyphus dumicola is the source of this 2221-nucleotide messenger RNA. RefSeq names its product protein fem-1 homolog A-like. Gene Ontology annotation, molecular function: protein binding. The record is from RefSeq and is a predicted model, not a curated record. NCBI's taxonomy places the organism in Eukaryota, Metazoa, Arthropoda, Arachnida, Araneae, Eresidae.
UGCAUGGUAUGGUUAAGUUCAUUUAGUGGGAGUAAUUUGCGUGGAAGUGAAAUGUUGUAUAGUUUAGCUGUAUUUACGGCUGCAAGACAUGGCCGGCUGAAGGAUCUUAAGGUCUACUUACGUACUGGAUCUAAGACAAGAAUCAAGAGGUUAGUGUCCUGCUAUACCAACGGAUCCACACCUCUACUGGUGUCGUGUUUCUUUGGCCAUUUAGAUGUAGUUUUAUUUCUUUUGCAUAAGUGCCAUGCAGAUCCGGAACAGGUAGGUUCUGUGGUAAUAGCUGACGAAACUCUUGAAGGUGUUUUCCCGAUGUGGUGUGCUGCAGCUGCUGGACACUUAAAUGUAGUUAGAGCUCUCCAUUUAUUCAAAGCAUCGCUCAAUAGCACCACGAAAGCUAAUUCCACUCCUUUACGUGCAGCUUGCUAUCAUGGACACGAAAGCAUAGUAAAAUAUCUUGUACAAAAUGGUGCUGAUAUUGAAAUUGCAAACAAGUACGGACACACACCCCUCAUGAUUUCUUGUCGUAGAGGUCAUUAUGAAAUUGCAAGAUUCUUAGUGUACAAUGGAGCCAAUCUGAAUAGAAAGACUUUGAAAGGUAAGACUGCUUUGCAUGCUUGUGCUGAAUCUGGUCACUUGGAUAUACUUAAAUUACUUUUACAUCAUCAUGCUGUUUUUGAUGUUGAUGCUUCCGAUAUCACACCUUUAUUAUCUGCGUCAAUGAAUGGCCGUGCACAAAUAGUGGAUUACUUUAUCCAAGAAUUUUCAUUCUCGAAGCAAGAUAAAAUAAAUGCAGUUCAAUUAUUAGGUGCGACAUUUAUGGAUAAGCACUCGGAUAUGAUGAAGGCAUAUCAGUAUUGGCGCCUUGCAGUGAAAUGGCGAUGUGAAGAUCUUGAAUACCAUCAUGUAAACCCAGAAGCAGCAUCCUCGGUAGUAGCUUCGGUAGAUGCACAGUUCUCAACAUCUUUUAUGGGCGUUUCUGAAGCUUAUACUUUUGCUCAAUUGGAAGAAAUAUUUGGUGAUCCAGACAAAAUGCAAGUACAUGCUUUAAUUGUAAGAGAAAACAUUCUUGGUUGUUGUCAUCCUCAAACGUGCUUGUAUGUGCAAAACAGAGGGUAUAUUUAUGCUCAUAACGGGGAUGUUGAGCGCUUUAUGCAGUUGUGGAUGUACCGCCUAGAAGUAUACCAAGAGUUGUUUGAACCAUUCAGUCGGGGUAUCCUAAAGUUAUUUAAGUAUUUUAACAUAUUCCUUGCAGUCUUGAUGUGUAAAGCUUCUGCUAAUGAGUUACAUAUCCCUAUUCCUGCAAAGCAAAUUCUGGUUGUGUUGCAAAAACUGCUGAAAGAAAUGGAACGUGCCUUUGAAAUAUCAUACAAGAGUGAACAAAAAUUAACUUAUAGAUCUGAGUUUCAUGAAAUUAUGCUUGUUGCUAUGCAUUUAGUACUUUGCAUCUGUGUAUUAAAAUCCCAAUUAAAUGGAGAUGAUUUAGAUUUUAAAAGAGCUGUUUACAAGCUAAUUAAAAUGAAUCCCCUUACCCGUAAUGGCUCGACACCUCUACAUGUUGCUUGUGUAAACCUUUCACAUGUACAUGAAGAGUAUUUUUUGCAUAUAUUUCCUUCAUCUAUAGUUGUCAAUCUUUUACUCGAAGUUGGUGCCUGCCCUAAUACUGUAGAUUUUGAUAAAAAUACUCCACUUCAUGUAGCAGCAAUGAACCAGGGAAGUUGUACACUAAAAAUAAUUAAAGCUCUUUUAAAUCAUGGAGCUCACCUUGAUCAACGUAAUCGUGAAAAGAAAACUCCUCUUUACUUUAUCAGAAGGGCAGCUCUUCCAGGUAUUUAUCCUUUAAGAUACACCAGUUUGCAAUGCCUCUGUGCGCAAGCUAUUCAAAGACGAAACAUACCUUAUAAAGGGAAACUGCAUAAAAAAUUAGAAGCAUUUAUAGAUACUCAUUAAAAGUUAAUGAUAGUCUGAAUUUUAAACUGCAUUUAAACUUUGAUAUCUGUAACUGAGUAUGUUAUAUAGAACGUAAGAUUUUGAUGAAAUUAGCCUGCAUGCAGUAAAACUGUCAUCAUUGAUUCAUAUGCAGAAAUGAGCUUGUUUCCUAAGUUGAGAAUGUCUCCCGUUUCUCAGAAAAAUUAAAAUUACAAAAUAUCUCGAUUAUUAAUUUUUACUUUUCACUAAAGAAAAUGCUUUCCUAACAAUGAAUAAAAUUUUUGAAUUAAUGAAA